ACGAGCAUGCAGUGAAAAAAACAAUAAACAAUUUUUUAUCAAAACCUCUCUUUACCGGUCGGAAUCAUGCGUGUGCUUACCGAUGCAACUUGCAUUAGAGUGCUUUGUGGCCAGAAAUUACUCAUAGGCAUAGGAAACCAGUUGCUGCUCGUGUACCGCUCAUCAAACGGAUCGACGCUACGAAGGAUCGCUCCAUUGCCAAGGCUAGUGGAUAAAAUUCAUGGAAUAGAGGCAUGCGUUAUGAAGGAAGAACAAUGGCUCGUGAUAGUUCACGCUGGUCGUGCAACGUACAGUAUCAUUUUAGAUUGCCAAUCCCCUACGUUCUCUGAAUGUGCUCUGCUCGUUAUUCCGGAAGAAAUAGACCUCCAUCCGGUACCUUUCAUUCGACGACGGUUAAACGACUGGAUUAGCAGGAUCUCACUGCUCUCUUCUACCGAGCUGUGCAUUGUUACCGCGCAUGGAGUAGCAGCGUUAUUGAAACGCGGCGAUAGCGAUCGAUUUUUGCAAUGGGAUGUUGUAGAUAAAAGUCCGUGCGAGGACGGUUCUACGCUCUACUGUUCCACGAUUACUGGCCAACAGUGGGAGAACGUUAUAAUACUUUCUGGCACUGCCUUAGGUCUUUUGCUGAUCUGGUCCGUUGAUGGUCCAAACCGGGGCAAAGUGUUAACGAGUGUCUCUGCCCAUAACGGGGUCAUUUUCUCGAUAUCGUGCAAUUUUGAUAUAGGCUUGCUCACAACUACCUCGGAUGAUCGAUCGGUUAAAUUUUGGAACGUUAAACUGUCAGGUAAUAAGGAUAGCUGCUCGCGGGCGAUAGAACUGCGUGAGGAAAGAUAUUGUUUCGCCCACACAGCUAGGGUGUUUCAAUGUCGUAUCAUAAAUGGAGAACACCAAACUCUGGUUGCAUCGAUCGGGGAGGAUUCACACCUUUGCCUUUGGACUGUUGAUGGAGAUCUGGUGCUGAAGAAACGCUUAGAUGAAGGACCCACAUUAUGGAGUAUGGAUUAUGAUCCCCCAAGUGCCACGAUUUUUGUAACAGCGAGCAAUGGAAACUUACAUAAGUACUGCAUACGUCAUGCCAUCGACGACGGGGACGAUCUUUGUAAACACAAAAAUGCCUUAACAGACAUCAGCCCCAAUUUGCAACGAAACGAGCAUUUGGCAAAAGUUAAGUUCUUAAACAAUGGAUACAUGGUAGCUAUAACGAACCACAAUCAGGUGAUGAUUUUGGAUAGUAGUGGCACGAUUGUACAACAGCUUGAAAGACUGGAUGAUUUUAAAUGUAGUAUUAUAGAAAUUGGAGCAGCAUAUCUAUAUCUAGCUGGUGGCUGCUGUGUGAAAAUCUACAAAAUCGGCAACGACCAACCCACUCAUCUCGUAGGAAGCGAAAACAUAACCUUCGACAAAUCUUUUGAAAAUGAAGCCGGCGUUGAUGUAAAAGAGAGUUCCAUAAGGUCAUUAAAUUACUGUACACGGUCGAAAAGAGUGGCCGUUUGCGAUUCUAACGGACGAUGCGUUGUGUUCGAUGAGACAUUGGCAGACAUUGUAUCCUGCCAUAUAAUUCCUAACUCAUCUGAACGAUGGCUGACUGCUUUUGUGGUACUCAAUGAAUCAUUGUUGCUUAUGGCCGAUCGUUCGGGACACUUGUACCUUUUUGAUAAGCUCCAGGUAGAACCCGCAUUCAAAUUAACGAAUGUGCACGGAAAGCUAGGCAUCACUGCAAUUAUCGUUGAGGAAAAUUGCCUGCCAUUAACGGAUGUGUACAACUUAAGAACCACUGGACAUGAUGGCCGGAUAUGUGAGUUAGCUGUGAAUUGUAGGACACGCACAUUGGAACUCCUUACGUUCAGCAAAUCGGUCAUCGGAUGGAUCGAUCGCAAAAUAGUACGCGGCCCAAAAACGUUCUACCUUGGCUUCAACGAUUCACACUUCCUCGUGGUGGAUGAUUCCAAUGAGACGUUUGUUCAGUUUGACUGUGGCGGAGGACACCGGUGUUGGGAUUUCUUUUACGAACCAUCAGCGGCAAUCUUCACGUUCGUGUUCAUUCAGCAUAAAAAACUGAAAAAAGUACAUUUUACACCACGCAACAACGGUGGCAGUGGGCUGACACUCUCACGCUUCAACUGGCACACACGGGCAUGUAACGUGUUGCAGGUAGCGAAGCAUGGAAAUUCUUAUUUAUUGCUUUCCGGAGGGGAGGACAAUAUUCUAAGAAUCAACGUUUUAGACAAUGGGCAAAUAGUGGAAGCGCCUCGUAAGCACCUGUUUAGCCAUAUAUCAAGCGUAAAAACGAUUCUAGUCAAACGGCUUGAAACCGGUGCACUGCUCAUGAUUUCAGCCGGCGGAAGGGCACAGAUAUGCUUAACCAGUAUUGAUAUGGACAGUUUUCGCAUAAAACAGGAGUAUGAAUAUAUGCUUUUGGCCACCGAUUCGGAGCGCAGCCGAUGGAAAACGAAUCGACGGUCCACUUUCGAUCCAGAAACAAAGUUUAUGUGCGCGGCCUUUCUUACCAAUGAUCGAAUCGUGUUUGGCUGUUCUGAUGGGUUUGUGCGAAUAUAUCAGCUUUCUACAACCGAUCGUCAGUUUUCAGUGUCCCUGACUGGUGAAACAUUUUACGGACGAUGCAUUUUAAAGAUGAUUAGCAUUGAUAUUGAUGAAAAGUCAAUUUUCAUAACAAUGGCAACGGACGGAUAUUUAUGCUUCUGGGAUGCAUCCUGCCCAACGGAGCCCAUCUUCCGACAUCGACAUCAUACCAGUGGCGUGAAUGCAGUCGAUGUAAAGCAAAUUGGUGCGGGAAAACUCGUGUUUGUCACCGGUGGCGAUGAUCAGUCAGUUACGGUAUCGUUACUAGAAAUGAAGAAAUCGAAUGAAAAGCUACAGGUACGAGUGCUGAAGCAUUUAAGUGAACAGUAUAUGCAUACGGCACAAGUUACGGGAUUAAAGUUGCUAGAUAACGAUAAAAUGAUUAGCGUUGGUGUUGAUCAACGGCUGUUUGUGACCAGUUUUUCUAGCUAUGAUAAGCUUGUAGUCGAAAGCACAAUCAACACAUGCAUUGCGGACGUAAAAGGAGUAUCGUUCAUAGAGGAAGAUAAUGAAGCAAUUGUGUAUGGUUGCGGUAUUGAAAUAAUCCAGCUACAAGGCACAUUGAUGAACAGUAAAAUGACGUAGAGCAAUAAAGCCUUUAGAUCUUCUUUCUGUAACUUAAAAAAGUAGGUUCAUUAUGAAAAAGAAUGCAACAAUUAUACCAAACCUAUUUUACAUUUGAUCAACAGUUUUCAUAUAUUGUACCAUAGCCCAGUGCUCUCCAACCUUUUUAGGAUCGUGGACCACUUGGCUUUGAAAAUACAUUUGCUGUGGCCCACAUUCAUUGAAGGGAUACAUUUUUUAACCAGGUUAAAAGUUUUUUUUAUUAAAGACAUGUUAAAAUCUUAUUCUAGACAUGCAUGUUAAAAAUUUUAUCCUAAUUGUGGGGGAAAAUGCACGAUAUGUGUAGUAAUAAGCUUUUCUUUUCCAAAAAUAAAUUAUUUUGCGGACCACGUCUGUUAACGCCACGAACCACAGGCUGGAGAUCACUGCCAUAUACCAAACAACUAUAACAAAACUUUGACUACAACAUAAGUUUUAAUUCGUUUGAAAAUAAGCUACUUUAAACUAAAAUAAAAUGAAAUUUAUCUAAAAGUAAGUUAUGCUAGAUAAACUAAACUACAUUUUUGCGUACCUUUUCUUCUCUUGUUAAACCCCACGAGUUAAAUAAACAAUUAAACAAUCAAGGAUGUUCAUGUACAAUUCGUAUCAAAAAAAGAAUUGAUCAUCAGCGAAAUAAUUUUAAAGAUCUUAGUUAAAUUCUUAAUAGCAAAUACCAAUUUUGUUUCAAGGGUAUAUCCGAGUUUUUAGAGAGAUACAGUGCAUUUAUUUAAAGUAGCAAAAUAUAGCUACGACUCAUGUUCGACUUUAUAAAACUCCCUUUUCCCUAUUUUUAAAUCAUUCAAAAUUAGCCCAGUUCAGACAAUUCGAAGAAAAAAAGAAACGUUACUGUUUGGCAAAUCACGCGUUACCCUGUUCCUGCAUACAGCUGAACGAGCUAGUGCACUCCGACGAUUGAGCGCUGCUACGCUCCGGUGAGUUCUGGCGAGUGGUGGAUUAUAGUUGGCGUAAGAAGCAGGAAAUGUUCGGGUGGGUGUGUUUUCUCUGUUGUGCCAAAUGGAGCUUGCUUCGGGGGUUUCACGAAUUCCAGAACUCGAGCUGUAACGGGCUGCACGUAGCCAUUAUGAUCAGAGCAAGCAUCCUUGUAGCACCGUGCCACACGCACUCAUUUUCUUGCCAUAAUUGAGUCAAAACUUAUUGUGUUAUAAAGAACAGGUGUUUAUAAAAGGUGAAAUUGUGUUUCUAAUUUAGCCACGGUGAUUAGUGUUGAUUAUCUACUGCAAUUAACAGCUAACGCUUCGCGGGUGUAAGGACACUUUCAUUGUACUUAGUGUUAUGCUACCUGUCCAUAUGCCAGGACAGGAAUAGCAGGGGAUCUAGUAAUCGAUAUUAUGUACUUGCUUGAAGCACAUCACGUCCAAAAGAGGAAGGCCGUAUUAGGCGUUGCUAUGCUACAUUGACUGUCGAAUUUUAGUGAAAAAAAGGAAGAAUAUUCCCAAAACCACUCGCCAGUUGAAUUCGUCCGGAAAGGUGAAAGGGCAGCAAUGACGGUUCUGAUUAGGGAGUUUUUCCCUUUUUCGGCAUGAUGGCCAUAGUCAUUUACUGCGCACGACGAAACCGACGGCUACUGCUGUUGCUGCUUGUUCGAGUGUUUUGAAGCCGUUCGGAUUUGUAUGGCUUCGUAUUGGGUUACUGCGAGUUUUCAUCGCACGAAGAGCCUUGCGAAAGGUCGUGAAUCUUCCCGCGUUCUAGCCAGCGCACGGUGUGUGCAAUAGUGUGUGAUGUGAAUUGAGUGUCAUUGUUGGGAAAGAGUUUGUUUAAAGUAAAUGCUAUACUAAUUCUGCUACCGAUGCCCGGGUUUUAUAGUCAGUGGGGAUAAGCUCAGCAGGAAUGCAAAUGAAACCGUGUAACAUCUGUGCAAAAUAUACAUACGUGAUGUUUUCAUUGUAA
Anopheles merus is the source of this 5091-nucleotide messenger RNA. RefSeq names its product WD repeat-containing protein 6-like. The coding region runs from base 67 to 3165 and encodes 1032 amino acids. The transcript is spliced from 3 exons. Gene Ontology annotation, biological process: tRNA methylation. Gene Ontology annotation, molecular function: protein binding. The record is from RefSeq and is a predicted model, not a curated record. Gene Ontology annotation, cellular component: cytoplasm. NCBI's taxonomy places the organism in Eukaryota, Metazoa, Arthropoda, Insecta, Diptera, Culicidae.